Molecule: messenger RNA, 1094 nt
Organism: Ceratotherium simum simum (southern white rhinoceros)
Lineage: Eukaryota; Metazoa; Chordata; Mammalia; Perissodactyla; Rhinocerotidae
Gene: GATD3
Product: glutamine amidotransferase class 1 domain containing 3
Cellular component (GO): mitochondrion
Source: RefSeq, a predicted model, not a curated record
GGCUCCGCGGCCGCGUGACCUUGCGACCCCGCAGUCCCAGCGCACUCAUGGCGGCUGUCAGGGCGUUGGUGGUGCCCAGGCUGGCGGCGGCCUCCGCGUUCCCGCGGUUCCCCGGCCUGCGGCCGCUGUACCCCGGCGCACGAGCGCCCUCCCCCCGCGCGGCUCUGCACGGCUCCGCGCCGCGCCCCGGGGCUAGGGUCGCGCUGGUGCUGUCGGGAUGCGGGGUCUACGACGGGACGGAGCUCCACGAGGCCUCGGCGAUCCUGGUCCACCUGAGCCGUGGCGGUGCCGAGGUCCAGAUCUUUGCUCCUGACAUGCCUCAGAUGCACGUGAUUGACCACACCAAGGGGCAGCCUUCUGAGAGCGAAACCAGGAACGUGCUGACUGAGUCGGCGAGGAUUGCCCGCGGCAAGAUCAGCGACCUGGCCCGGCUCAGUGCGGCCAACCAUGACGCUGUCAUAUUCCCCAGAGGAUUUGGAGCCGCCAAAAACCUGAGCACAUUCGCCGUGGACGGGAAGGAUUGCAAAGUCAAUAAAGACGUGGAGCGCGUCCUGAAGGAGUUCCACAAGGCUGGGAAGCCCAUUGGCUUGUGCUGCAUCGCUCCUGUCCUCGCGGCCAGAGUGCUCAGCGGCGUCGAGGUCACCGUGGGCCACGAGCAGGAAGAAGGCGGCAAGUGGCCGUACGCUGGGACUGCGGAGGCCAUCAAGGCCCUGGGCGCCAAGCACUGUGUGACGGGAGUGACCGACGCUCACGUGGACCAGAAAAACAAGGUGGUCACGACCCCGGCCUUCAUGUGCGAGACCGCACUCCACCACAUCCACGAUGGGAUCGGGGCCAUGGUGAAGAAGGUGCUGGAACUCGCCAGAAAGUGACGCUGCUCAGUGCCGUGGGCUCAGCCUCAUCCACCAGGUGGAGCUGGUGGCCUGCGUUCCUGUCCAGCUUGGAAUAUGAUAGGAAUUUAUUUUUGUGCUUAAAUUGUUAGAUAUUUUCUGCCUAAAGAUGGAGCUUGUGACAUCCUUGGGGUCAGGGGGAGACUGGCCUGAGAUGUUUCGUCCUCCACCGGGCUCCACUUCCUUCUGUGUGGAGGAGGGACC